AAGUUAGUUUGGGAUAAUAGAGAGAAGGAUUCAGACUCUGGAAGCUUCCUUUGGCCGGAGAAGAAGACGGUGUCGUUUGAGACUUGGGGGAGAGGAGAAUGACAGAGUUGAGCAGCAGAGAGGUGGAAUACAUAAGGAGACACCACAGCAAGGCAGCAGAGGACAAUCAGUGUGCCUCUGCUCUCGUUAAGCACAUAAGGGCCCCACUUCCUCUCGUGUGGUCGUUGGUGAGGAGAUUUGAUGAGCCGCAGAAGUAUAAACCGUUUGUGAGCAGGUGCGUGGUGAGGGGAAACCUUGAGAUUGGGAGUUUGAGAGAGGUUGAUGUUAAGUCCGGCCUUCCAGCGACUACUAGUACUGAAAGAUUAGAGAUUCUUGAUGACAAUCAUCAUAUACUUAGCGUCAGGAUUAUUGGCGGUGAUCAUAGACUUAGGAACUACUCGUCUAUCAUGUCCCUCCACCCAGAAAUUGUUGAUGGAAGGCCAGGUACCCUGGUAAUUGAAUCAUUUGUGGUGGACAUACCUGAAGGCAACACCAAGGAUGAGACCUGCUACUUCGUUGAAGCAUUGAUCAAAUGCAAUCUCAAAUCACUUGCUGAUGUCUCAGAAGGCCUUACUUUGCAGGACCACACUGAACCAAUUGAUCGAAAAUACGAGUUAUUGAUCACAAGAGGCUGAGAAUUUGGCUGCCAUGGAUGAAGCUUUCCCAACUUUGGAGACAUAGAAGACGGAAUGCCAAAUGGCAAUGGUGCUUUAUUCUCUGUUAUAUAUGAUUGCUUUUGCUCGUUUCUCUCUUUAGUGGUAGUUAAAAAGAAUAGAAUGUUUUAGACAAAUGUCUGAAUCAGUGCAGGAAAAGGUGACUGCAUGUUAUGUUCUUUCUGUAUAUAGGUGUUGGUCAAAGUUGGUCCGUAAAAUUGUUUCCAUUGGUCAGUACUCAGUUGUAAUUUCUGGUUGCAGUAAAUUUUUAGCAAAUAACAGAGGUUUCUUCUUAAAUGAGUACUAUUAUAUUAUAAAUAAUAUCUGGACAGCUUAUGUAGUUC
Molecule: messenger RNA, 1036 nt
Organism: Glycine soja
Lineage: Eukaryota; Viridiplantae; Streptophyta; Magnoliopsida; Fabales; Fabaceae
Product: abscisic acid receptor PYL8-like
Exons: 3
Coding region: 99-674 (191 amino acids)
Biological process (GO): abscisic acid-activated signaling pathway
Cellular component (GO): cytoplasm; nucleus
Molecular function (GO): signaling receptor activity; abscisic acid binding; protein phosphatase inhibitor activity
Source: RefSeq, a predicted model, not a curated record